AUGACCUCUCAUGAGAAUUACACAGUCUUUCGAGAAUGUCUCUCGAGCGCAAUAGUCGCGCGAUCUGAAAAACCAAAGACAAAGCGACGGACGAAGGUCAAGCGCAAUGGGCGCAAAGAGGUCACUGUGGCUAGCUCGGAGGUGGUAACGACCGAACGAGCUAAUCCAGAGGAACUGGCCGAAUUUAUUGAUUUCAUCGCAUCUGAAACUUUUACCUCUUUCCCCGAAGAUCUACAAACAAUUUCCUAUGCUGCGGUCCAGCAUGAUUUAGCCCUCGCAAAAAGCUAUGUCCCCUCUGAUAAAGACACACCUCUCGAGUCCGCCGUCCUCGAAUCCAUCUGCUCAGUAACACCCGUUGACGUGAUAGACUCGUUAUCUGUGUAUGGGCUCAUGGCUGACCCUGCCGAUUUUCCUGAAUUCAUAUCGCCCGUUUUAUCCGAGUUUAUAAGCAGCGUGACGAGCGCACCGCCAGUGUGGGCCACGACAAGGACAGAUGCAUGCGAGAUCUGUGAGCGGGAUUGGAUCCCGUUAUCAUAUCACCACUUGAUUCCGCGAGGAGUACACGCCAAGGUACUGAAGAAGGGAUGGCAUGAUGAGUGGAUGCUGAAUAGUGUUGCAUGGCUAUGUCGUGCGUGCCAUAGCUUUGUCCAUCGCAUGGCGACUAAUGAAGAGCUGGCCAGGGAGUGGUUUACUGUAGAUCGGAUCAUGGAGAGGGAUGAUGUGAGAGAUUGGGCUAAGUGGGUUAGCAGGGUGAGGUGGAAGGCGACAUGA
Molecule: messenger RNA, 771 nt
Organism: Penicillium malachiteum
Lineage: Eukaryota; Fungi; Ascomycota; Eurotiomycetes; Eurotiales; Aspergillaceae
Product: HNH endonuclease
Exons: 2
Coding region: 1-771 (256 amino acids)
Source: RefSeq, a predicted model, not a curated record